GUUCGACCCACUUUGGAGCCGCCUGUCAGUCGACGACCACCAUCCCGCCUCAGCUCGCCUUCCCUCGUCUUCCCCAUUCUAUCCCCAGUGCUUCGCUGCCGGGCCCUGCGAUGGAUACCUCUUAUCAAUCAUCACCAUCCUCUUUCCCUCCCCGAAGGCCUGAUCUCAAGCGAAAGCUUGUAGUUGUGGGUGACGGUGGAUGUGGCAAGACAUGUCUUCUAAUUGUGUAUGCAGAAAAUCGAUUUCCAGAGGCCUAUAUACCAACAGUGUUCGAGAAUUACGUGACUCAGGUGCAUUUCGAAGGCAAGGAAAUUGAAUUGGCGCUAUGGGAUACUGCGGGACAGGAGGAGUAUGAUCGAUUGCGGCCACUUAGCUAUCCAGAGAGCAAUGUCAUACUCAUUGUUUUCUCCAUCGAUUUCCCAACAAGCCUAGGAAACGUCCUGGAUAAGUGGUAUCCUGAAGUGGCCCAUUUCUGCGAGGGGACGCCGUUGAUCCUAGUGGCGACAAAGAUCGAUCUUCGGAAGGACGAGCAGACAAAGCGGAUGUUGGGCGCCCAAGGUCAAACACCUGUCAGCUUUGAGCAGGGAUCCAGCGUGGCCAAAGAGAUCGGCGCAAAAUACGUAGAAUGUUCUGCGAAAACGGGAACCGGCGUCCACGAUGUGUUCAAUGUGGCUUUGAAAGAAAGCUUAAAGGGAAGAUGGGGGAAGAUCGUACGGGAACGACGAUGUGUUGUGAUAUAGCACAGGCUCUCUUGGACAAUAGGCAGGGACUACUCUACUGAUAUUCGUUUUCAUCUCGUUCUCGAGUUGUUCUACUAAUUAUUUAUUAUUUUUGCAUCAGAUAUGUAUCAAUGUACGCAUUUAGUUGGUGAAAGAAGCAAACCUACGAGGCCAGACCCGUACCCGAACUGUACUUCAGCUACAACCCAAUAUUAACGACCCAACACACUACGUGCCCCCCCUCUCAUGCUACUCCCCCUACUGUAUUUACAAUGGACUGGUUUAACAACGUACUACGUAAAAGGUUUAAGGUACAAUAAAAUGAGAGCAAGAUACAU
This is a messenger RNA of Guyanagaster necrorhizus, 1057 nucleotides long. RefSeq lists its product as uncharacterized. The record is from RefSeq and is a predicted model, not a curated record. The transcript has 4 exons. Gene Ontology annotation, biological process: small GTPase-mediated signal transduction. Bases 111 to 740 code for a protein of 209 amino acids. Lineage: Eukaryota; Fungi; Basidiomycota; Agaricomycetes; Agaricales; Physalacriaceae. Gene Ontology annotation, molecular function: GTPase activity; GTP binding.